Molecule: messenger RNA, 2775 nt
Organism: Oryza sativa Japonica Group (Japanese rice)
Lineage: Eukaryota; Viridiplantae; Streptophyta; Magnoliopsida; Poales; Poaceae
Product: U-box domain-containing protein 4
Biological process (GO): protein ubiquitination
Molecular function (GO): protein binding; ubiquitin-protein transferase activity
Source: RefSeq, a predicted model, not a curated record
CGUGUUCACACGCUACCCCGACUCGUCGCCUUCGCCUUGCUCGUCUUCGUCUCCGCCUCCUGCGACGAAGCGAAGCGAGACGCCUCCGCCUCGCGCGAGCCACCACGAGCACCUCGACACGGGAGUCCGAAUCCUCCUCCUCCCCCCUCCAUUGGAGGCCUCCGAGGUGAUGGAUUCAGUGUCAUUGUCACUACUCGAUAGUAUUUCAAAUUUCCGGGUGCUGUCUUCAAGCAAUGCCUCGAAAACAGAGCUAGUUAAGAAAUAUUGCCAAACGAUGGAUGGCAUCCUUGAUCACUUGGAGGUGGCCCUAAACAGAGCUUUUCCUCAGAUUACUCCAGAUGGUGAACUAAGUAAAGUGCUUGAAGAACUUGGCGCUACCAUCAAUGAAGCGACUGAGCUAGUUGGAGGCUGGAAUCAAAUGAUGAGCAAGAUUUAUUUUGUUAUUCAGGCUGAUUCAAUUAUUGCCAAGAUGCAGAUAUAUGUAUUCGAAUUAUGCCAAAUUGUCAAUUCUCUCAUGCAGAUUGAGUCAAUGCAUUUGGAGGAUCUUGAACACGAUAGCUGUGGAAAAAUUUCAGAUGUCAUUAGGGAGGCUUCCAGGGCUUUAGCAGGGGAAGUUAUGCCAAAUUCAGAGGAAUUUGGAAAGAUUCAAACUACUUUGAGCUUAUCCACAAAUCAGGAGUUGCUGAUGGAAUAUGUUGCACUUGUUAAGGUUAAAACAAAAGGUAAUCAUGAAGAUAACAAAGAAAUGGAUGAUAUUAACGAUAUUGUUGAAUUAGUCAACCAUAUGCUUGACAAACAUGUGGAAGAAAAGCAAACACGUAGCAUUAAUGGAGUGACCAUUCCUGCUGAUUUUUGUUGUCCUCUUUCCCUUGAACUAAUGUCGGAUCCAGUGAUUGUGGCAUCUGGUCAAACGUAUGAGCAUGUUUUUAUCAGAAAAUGGUUUGAUCUGGGAUACAACAUUUGUCCAAAGACACGCCAAAUAUUGGGACACACCAAAUUGAUUCCUAACUUCACUGUCAAACAGUUGAUUGAAAAUUGGUGUGAGGUACAUGGUAUAAUGCUACCAGAUCCUGUUAAACUCUUGAGUUUGUGCUUCCCUGUUUCCCUCAACAUCACAGAUGGAAGUGCAAGUGCAGACAAGUCUGGAUCACCAGAACACUGCCAAUUGGUAGCUGCAUUGCAUCCAAAAGCACAGUGCGCAUCGGAUGAUAGUCAUCAUUAUAAUUUGAUACAUGAAAACUCUGAUUCAGAUGAUAGAGUGUCAUCAUUUGGAGACACAGAUGAUUCUGAACCUGAUUCUUUAAGAUUAUCAACAGAAACUACUGCAGCAAACAAAUCUCUACUUGAUGAAAAAACUGAUCGUUCUGAUGGUCUUAAGCAAUUGAGAGACAAUGGUUUUCAAGUUUCUGAUGAGGAACAGUAUCUCGAAAGGAAUGGUAAAAGUCAUAUCAGCAGCCAUCAUCAACUUGAAGUUGAUGGAGAGAAUGUCAGGGUACAAGCAUCAAGUGACAUCAAUGCAUCUGAAGUUAUGCAAGAUGAUCCGGUCACCACAUGUUCAAAGGUAUCAGAUAACCCUCCUAGAUUGGGUGGUGUUCGUUCUCGAAAUCAGCCAAACUGGUGGAGACAGUCUAAUAAAACUAUUCCUAGGAUCGGAUUGUCAUCUUCGACAGAUUCAAAACCAGAUUUUUCUGGCAAUGAUGCUAAAGUGCGUAAUCUUAUCGAGGAACUGAAAAGUGAUUCUGCUGAGGUCCAAAGGUCAGCAACAGGAGAGCUCCGCAUUCUUUCUAGACACAGCUUGGAGAAUAGAAUUGCCAUCGCAAACUGCGGAGCAAUCCCCUUCUUGGUGAGUCUACUUCAUUCUACAGACCCCAGCACACAAGAAAAUGCUGUGACAAUUCUCCUGAAUUUGUCAUUGGAUGACAAUAACAAGAUUGCCAUAGCAAGUGCUGAGGCCAUUGAGCCUCUCAUCUUCGUUCUUCAGGUGGGAAACCCCGAAGCGAAAGCCAACUCAGCUGCAACUUUAUUCAGCCUCUCAGUCAUUGAAGAGAACAAGAUCAAGAUUGGACGUUCCGGUGCCAUCGAACCAUUAGUAGAUUUACUGGGAGAAGGUACCCCGCAAGGGAAGAAGGAUGCAGCUACUGCACUCUUCAAUCUGUCGAUAUUUCAUGAACACAAGACCCGCAUUGUUCAGGCUGGGGCUGUCAACCACCUGGUGGAGCUGAUGGAUCCAGCUGCUGGGAUGGUUGAUAAAGCUGUUGCUGUUCUGGCAAACCUUGCGACUGUGCAUGAUGGAAGGAAUGCCAUUGCUCAGGCAGGAGGCAUCCGAGUACUGGUUGAGGUUGUUGAGCUGGGUUCUGCACGUUCAAAGGAGAAUGCCGCUGCUGCCCUGCUACAACUCUGCACAAACAGUAACAGGUUUUGCACCCUGGUUCUUCAAGAAGGCGUCGUGCCACCUUUGGUUGCAUUGUCGCAAUCAGGCACAGCCCGUGCAAGAGAGAAGGCUCAGGUUCUUCUAAGCUAUUUUCGCAACCAGCGCCACGUCAGGGUUGGGAGAGGGUAAGUCUACGCAAUUAAGCAGCAAUGCGGCGGUCUGAUUAUUGUUCCAUGAUCCUUGUUGGCCGGGCAAUUAAGAGAUGUAUAUUCCAUCCUAGUCGUAGCAUAUUUUUUCUGGUAGUGAUUCCAAAUGAUUGAUGUCACAAGUUGCUUCCUGUAAAGAAGACCCAUCUAUUGUGUAUACAUGGUUUUCACGAUAUUUAGUUCACUUCUGUACUGAAA